Molecule: messenger RNA, 15101 nt
Organism: Numida meleagris (helmeted guineafowl)
Lineage: Eukaryota; Metazoa; Chordata; Aves; Galliformes; Numididae
Gene: TTBK1
Product: tau tubulin kinase 1
Exons: 16
Coding region: 5243-9331 (1362 amino acids)
Biological process (GO): peptidyl-serine phosphorylation; signal transduction; peptidyl-tyrosine phosphorylation
Cellular component (GO): nucleus; cytoplasm
Molecular function (GO): protein serine/threonine kinase activity; ATP binding
Source: RefSeq, a predicted model, not a curated record
GGGAGCAGCGUGCCGACAGCUGCAGUGCAGAGGCGGACGCGGCCAUCUCCUCAGCGGGGGAGGCGGGGCGGCCCCAGAAAUGAAAUGCUAUGAAUAGCAAAUCCAGAAUUUCUAAGGCUGAUGUCCUUGCAUGCCUAUGAGAAGAGUAUGUCACAGAGGAGACAAUAAGCCACAACUGCUAGGAGUUGAGCCUGCCCUCUGAGCAGGAUUCAGUACAGCAGAGGCAGGCAGUGAAGGAAGAUGUGUCUGCAAGGAACAAUGCAGAACCUUUUGAGCUCCUGCUGUCAGACUUACCCUAACAUAUGACUCGUUUCAAAUUGCUGUUUGAAAUUCAGCAGGAGGUAUGAUGUACUCCAGGGCUGAUGCGCUGUUAGUGCAGUGCAAUGUAUUUUCUUCUAAUCAAUUCUCUUAUAUUGUCGUAUGCAUUUCUAUCCUAGUAAUAGAAUGCUGGUGCACAGUGCAACUUAGUUGUACAAAGAUUCAAGGAUAUAUAUUUUUGUUGUUUUAACACAGAGUGUUUCAUUUUUAUGAUUGGUAUUGUGUGCUGGGAACAGAUAAAGUUUGUAGAACAGUGAGAGAGGAUGAGUGCCUGCUGUUAUUGCUGCUAUUGACUGAGCCCAACUUCUGCUGCUCAGUUGCACUUGGAAGCUUUGCUGUUGCUCUUUCUUACUUCUAAGCACUCCUAAUCCUUCUUAUUAUAUUCUCAUUCUCUGCUGCAUCGGUUUCAUUUUGGCCUAAUGCUGGUAAACCUUUGUCUUUGUGGGAUCUUUGAAACCAAUAUUUAUGGUGAGAACAGUUAAGUUAUGCUUAAGUUCUGCUUAAAACAUUUUUUUUUCUUCCAUUCAAAUAUUGGAAAGAGAGAUUGAUCUGACUUCCAGACUGCACUUUACAGGGGUUGCUGCUUUUGUUUUGCAGAUGUCCGGCCUUAUCUCACCUAAAAAGUCUUAGUUCACAUCAGCUUUCUAAGACACCACUGGGAUCUGCAGUUAAGGUGGAUCCCUUGUUCAGGAUGGGUGGCAACGCUUUGAUGAAGUGAUGAGGGUUCUGGGCUACAGCAGUCUAUAUAAUCUUCACUUGUUCUAAUUGUUUUAAUUUGUAGGCUUCCAAUGGUGAGGAUGUGUCCUGAAAUAGAGUGACAUAUUGCGAUUCCUCAACAGUGAGAUAAAGGCACGUAGGACUGUCCCAGGACCUUUAGUAAGAUGGUGAGAGACAGACCUCCAGAGCUUUGUUCUGCUGUUUAAUAACCACUCUGAGGCUGGUGACUUCUCAGCUUGGUGUCUGUCUGAGUUUGGCUGUAUUUUGAAUGCUACUAACAAAGCAUACCAAGAUUGAAAUGAGUAUAGGAAAGAUGUCACAUAAGCAGUAGAGAUUUCUUCAAGGAAGAUGACCAAGAGGAUAUCUGGGGUAGAGAAUAAGAGCAGGAAAAGCGUAUAAAAUGUCUCACCAGAAUGCUCAUACUGCCUUCAGCAAUCUGUGAACUGAAGGCUUCUUAAACUAAAGGUGAAAUGUUUGUAUGCAGCUCUUUAAUGGAUUUUUAAUUGUUAUUUAUUCUAAUGAAUUUGUGAAAUCAGUUUACGAAUCUCUGUAAGCAUCUGUAAGCUAGCAGUUUCUCUGAAGUUCCUUUUGCUUACUGUGGGUUGGUCUCCUGAUGAACACACAGGUGAACCGGGCGGAUGCAUUUGAUGUAAGGCUCUGCCUGACUGAUAGGUUGCAACAUCGGGCAUUGCACUGGAAUAAUUUUCAUGCAGACUUUCCCCCUAAGUUUAUUACUGUUGCCUGUCAUAGUCACGCAUCUCUGCUGGUCUAGAUGUUCAUGUCAGUUCAAUAGUUGCUGCUAUAUUACAUCAGUUUUCUUGCAAGCUGCCUUAAAAUUAAAGAGACCGUUUAACCACGUGUGCUAUUCACUGAAGCUGUCUAGAUGCCAAACAGAAGGAACAUAUAGCAGAGCAGUGUGUCGGAAUACUUAGUGAGGCCUGUUAAGCAUGGAUUUUUUUUGGAUAUAUAUAUAUAUUUUUUAAGGACCAAGACUAAAUUUAAAAAACACUACACAUUCUCCAGCAUGGGCUGGAAGAGACAGCAGUAUGCAAGAGCUGAUUUCACACUUCUGGAUGCUGAGGUUGGCCAAGAGACAGGAUUUGGCUCUGUUAUUGUCACUGUUUCUUUCUCACACCUGCUUUCAUUCUCCUUCACAUGCUGUUUCUAGGAAGCCAGUUUCACAGUGUCAUAGGCUUCCUCAGCACUCUUCCUUCUCUUCUUGGGAUAUGGAUACAAUUAUUUCCUGGAAAAUAGUACAUUUCCUACAGGAAGAAGACAAUCUGAAAGUUUUUGUCUUCCCAGCCACUGUCUUCCAAGUUACGUGGCUUUGCAUUCUGCAGUCUCUACAUCUUAAAUCUAAAAGUGACAAAGAUGUUUCAGAGUUCACAUGCUUGGUUACCACUGGAAUCAGAAACAGCCUUACCGGAAGUUAAGACAGCUAUUAUUCUUCCAUCUCCAUUCCAGGUCCCCUUGACACCACUUAACAUUUAACAUACAGAGGUGAUGCUCUGUGCUGUGUGUUGGGGAAGAGGCGGUAGUGCCCCAUGACCACCUUUCACCACCUCAUUUCUGUAGCUACACCAGCAAAUUCAGGCCUAGCAGGGGGCUGGCAACAGACUUAGAUGCUGGUCAAACAAUAUUUACACUGUAUUUAAUUGAUUUUUAGAUUGAAUUGAAGUACUGCAUAACAAAUUUGCACUUACCUUUGCAUAGAAAACAUAAAUUCCACCGCUUCUUUGGCCCUUUCUCUGUGAUGCUUCUGGAGAUCUUGAUUAACGUGUUAUAUUUUUGUCAUGGCUGUAGGCAGUGCUUCAAUGUUACUCUGAUAAACCCUCAGUCAAAGUAUGCCUGAGCUUAUUUCUGCAGUGUUAACGCUGCCUCAGGAUCAGAUUUUUGGUAUGUUAUCACUGCUUUGUGCUGCUCCUGCUAUCUAAAACAGUUUGAAAUUUGUCUCAGGCUAUAAUUAAAUUGGAUUUUUGUUUGGCUGCACCACUGUGGCUGUACCAGAGCAUAUCAAUAAACUUUGUUAUGUAAUUCUUUACCACCAAAUGGCUGCUAUUCAUGGUAGUGCCCCAGGAGGAUUUCAUUCUGUUUCAAAGCCACUAAAGCUUUCUGUGACUCCUUGAAUUACAAACAUACUGGGGUUUUUUUUGUGCACACUUCUUAUAACAUUGAUAAAGAAAAUUGCUAUAUUCAGAACCGCAGCAAGCAGCUCUGUCUUGCCUAGCUGUGGAUACUGUCUGUCUUCUGAAAUUAUUCCUUCACACUACUUUACACCACUGCUUACUGGACCAAAAUCUUAACAUGCACAUGUGGCAUCAAUGCAUACAUCAUGCCUCAUGCUUUUUAGGUAUAUUGCUUCCAACAAGUGACAAAUAAUGCAUAACUGUGGAAAACUCUCAAACUCCUUUCUGUCUUUGUUGCUACUGCCAACAACCCGUUGUGGAGCUCCAGUUGACUCUGUACCACCUACGGGCCAGAGCUGCACUGUGCUGUGCUUGCCCUCAUGAAGUGAUGCCGAGAGACUUUCAUGUGCGUGCCUCUGUACAUGUAUGUUAAUGUGCUUUUGUAUUCUUGUAGCAUUAAGGGUUUAGGACAGCCUAUAAUUAAAUGGCUUUUCUUUAAAUAAUAGAGAACAGCCAGCCACAGGAGAGAUUUUGGGAGGAUUCUCUGUCUUGUACAGCCUGCAGUGAGGUGCUGUGCACUCGCCUCCCAGCACAUGCGUAGCUCAUAGGGAGUGUGGGGCUGGUCAGUUCAACUGUUCUGGCUAGUGUGAAGGAGCCUGGGAAUGGCAUUAGAAUUACUCAUUAGGAGGAAGAAAAAAAAAAUGUUCUGCUGCCAAACACAGUGUGUAUUUUUUUCACUGGAGAGUUUUCCAGAUUCUUACUGCCCUCAGUAGCUGGAGGCUGAAAGAGCUGCUACCCCAUACAGAUACAGGACUCUAUGGGAAUUCAAAGCAUUUCACAGCAUCUUUUCUUCUGAAAUUUCUUUACAAUUCAGUUUCCUUCCUAUUUCUCUUUUAUCAUUUUGAUUGUACUCUAUCAGAUGUUGAAUUGCAUGAACAUUUCUCAAAAGCCCUCUUACUGCACUGUAGUCAGCUGGUUGGUUCUUCCACUGUUAUCUUCUAUUUCUAGAACAACAUAUUCUUUUGAGGUGUUGCGUAUAUUUUCAUGUUUGAUCAUCCUCUGUGUCUUGAACUUCAUGACAUAUUUCUGUCUGCUGCUUCCUUGUGCAUACUGCAUGCUAGUCAUUUCCUGUCCUUCCUUCUUGGUCCUUUUAUUGCUGGGGAAUUUUCUCUGCUUGAGCUCAUAAUUCACUGGGGACUUUCUUCAUUUUUUUUGGCCUGAAGAAGUGUGGUGGUCUUUUAUUCUCAUUCGGUAUUUAUGAUGUUAACCUUAUUUAACUCUGCAGUCAGAGUGCUGCAGUAACACUCAUUUUUAGGAAGGGAAAUAUGGAAUAUCUUUAGGGAAGGAAGAUAGAAUGGUGAAGAAAGCUUAAUAAAAGAUCCGUGCAGUCUGGCCUACUUCUAAAGCAAGCAAAGAAUUUUAGACGAAAAGGCAAAAUGCAUUAGGAAGAUCUUCUAUUAGUCCUGUUUCAAAUUAAUUUUCUUCUAGGGCAGUGGAGCUAAUGUGUAUGUGAAAGUCAAUUUUGUAGAAGAAUUGUAAUAAAAAAAAAAUUGAAGCAAAAUUAAUUUCAGAGUACACUAUCUGGAGAUCCUAUAAAAGCAGGGAAAAGAGGCAUGAGGUAGAAUGCAAACACUACAGCAGUAAGAUAUUUUUCUGUAUCUUAAUUUGAUAAUUUUUUGCAGUGCAUAUGCUGUGGGCAGGUCUAAUUUAUAGAUGGCUGAAGCCCUUUCUAACCAUCCCUAUCUUCUUUGCUUGGCUGUUCAUCACAGUGUUAGUUCUGUAAUCCUGGCUCCCUAAAGGCCCUUCUACCCUAUUCAGAUGCUUUUAGGCUUAUUGAAUGCAAUUCCUGGCAAACCCCUCUGAUUUGUGUUGGAUGCCAUCCAAUGAAAACCAUAAAAACUGCCCAUGUUGCAGCUGGUCCCUUAAAACAAGACCUUUUUGCCGGGUAACUGUAACAGCUCUUGCAGCAUUUGGCAUGAGAUUCUCCUUGACUUUUUGGCUGUCAGGCACAAGAGCACUGGACUCUUGCAUGGUAUUGCUGGUAACUGUCACCUUUUUAGUUUGUGCUGCUGACCUGAAGCAUGGUUGCGUCUCCCAACUGUAUGCAUCGAUUGAGCUCAGGUAUCUUCAAGAUAAAUGGCUCAUUUAAAUUGGGAGCUACUAAAAUACUCUCUGGCUGGCAAAUGCAGUGCCUAGCAGCAGUCAUCAAGGACGAACCAAACAUGAGUGGAGGAGGGGAGCAGGUCGACAUCCUUCCGGCCAAUUACGUGGUCAAAGAUCGCUGGAAAGUGUUGAAGAAGAUUGGUGGUGGAGGCUUUGGGGAAAUUUAUGAGGCAAUGGAUCUGCUUACCCGGGAGAAUGUGGCCUUGAAGGUGGAAUCAGCUCAGCAGCCCAAGCAAGUUCUCAAGAUGGAAGUGGCUGUGCUGAAGAAGCUGCAAGGGAAGGAUCAUGUCUGCAGAUUUAUUGGCUGUGGAAGAAAUGAAAAAUUUAAUUAUGUGGUCAUGCAACUUCAGGGCCGAAAUCUUGCAGAUCUCAGAAGAAGUCAGCCUCGAGGGACCUUCACACUGAGCACAACGCUACGAUUAGGCAAACAGAUUCUGGAGUCAAUAGAAGCCAUUCACUCUGUGGGAUUCCUGCAUCGUGACAUCAAGCCUUCCAAUUUUGCCAUGGGCCGGUUACCUUCAACAUACAGGAAAUGCUACAUGUUAGACUUCGGCCUGGCCCGUCAGUAUACCAACACCACUGGUGAAGUCAGGCCGCCUCGCAACGUUGCUGGUUUUCGAGGAACGGUCCGUUACGCUUCAGUGAAUGCACAUAAAAACCGAGAGAUGGGUAGACAUGAUGACCUGUGGUCCCUCUUCUACAUGUUGGUGGAGUUUGCAGUUGGUCAGCUUCCAUGGAGAAAGAUCAAAGAUAAGGAGCAAGUUGGCAUGAUAAAAGAAAAGUAUGAACAUCGAAUGCUAUUAAAACACAUGCCUUCAGAGUUCCACCUUUUUCUGGAUCAUAUUGCAAGCCUAGACUACUUCACUAAGCCAGACUAUCAGCUAAUCAUGUCCGUGUUUGAGAACAGUAUGAAAGAAAGAGGCAUCACUGAAAAUGAAGCUUUUGACUGGGAGAAGGCUGGUACAGAUAUCUUGUUGUCCACUAGCACUUCUACUCCACCACAGCAAAACACCAGGCAAACAGCAGCCAUGUUUGGGGUGGUUAAUGUCACUCCAGUACCUGGAGAUCUGCUUCGUGAGAACACUGAGGAUGUCCUACAGGGUGAACAUCUGAGUGAUCAAGAGAAUGCUCCUCCCAUCCUGUCAGGCCGGCCAGCAGAAGGUCUUGGCCAAACACCAAACGCUGCUUUCAAUGAAGCUGAAGUUUGGGAAGAGACAGACGUGAAUCGCAACAAACUCAGGAUCAGCAUCAGCAAAACUCAGUGCAUGGUGGAGGAGGAGCAGAGAAAUGGUGUCUGCCCCAGCUCCCCUGUCCGAGUGCCUCCAGAGUCCCCCACCGCACAAGCACGCUCCCUAAGAUAUCGCCGUGUCAACAGCCCUGAGUCGGAACGCCUCUCUACAGCUGAUGGCAAAGCAGAUCUACAUGAAAGAAGAUCACGAAUGGAUCUGCCUGGUUCUCCGUCACGGCUUGUGUGCUCCUCCCAGCCAGCCCAGAUGCUGUCCAUUGACACUGGCCAGGCUGACCGGCAGGCAAGUGGUAGGAUGGAUGUGUCUGCUUCUGUGGAACACGAAGCCCUCAGCAAUGCUUUCCGCUCGGUGCCACUUGCAGAGGAGGAGGACUUUGAUAGCAAGGAGUGGGUUAUCAUUGAUAAGGAGACAGAGCUGAAGGACUUUCAUCCAGGUGCUGAGCCAAGCACAUCUGGCACCACAGAUGAGGAGCCUGAGGAGCUAAGACCUAUUGAAGAUGGUGAAGAGAGAAGGCGCUUGGGGGCAGAUGCAGCGGUCAGGCCGAAGACUCAUGAUGGGCGAAGUCGGGGUAUGCAGCCUGUGACUGAGGAGGACAGUUCCCACAGACACGAAGGACCUUCUCAAACAGUAUCUGACAGUAAACAUGAACAGCAGGCAGGAAGUCCAGCCCACUCCCCCCUACACUCAGCACCAGCUAUCCGACAAAGGAGACGAGAAUCUGAACCUACUGGUCCUCAGAGACAGGCAUAUACACUGAAGUCAUUUGAAAUGAAUGGUCUGCCCAAGGCGGUGCCUUUAAGUUUGCCUUAUCAAGACUUCAGAAAAGACAUGUUAGACUACUGGGAAAAGGCUAAGGUAUCCCAGCGGAUAAAGAGAGUUGAUUUCUCAAAUGUUGUCUUGACUGCUCCUUGCCAACCCCUGGAACCUUACCUGGAAAUGAAUGGAAAAGAGGAGGAGGAAGAAGACGAGGAAGAAGAUGAAGAUGAGGAAGAAGAUGAAGAGGAUGUGGAGGAGGAAGGGGAUGAAAUUGAUAUGCAUAGUGGUUCCAGCAGUGACCUGAGUCAGAAAAGCACAGAGCGUAGCCAGGAGUGCGCACCAUCCACCCUCCUGGCUGAUGACCAGAAGGGAUCCAAGGGUCGAGCUUCCAUGGCUGAUGGGGACUUGGAACUGGAAGAAGGCUCAAAAACACUGGUGCUGUUUUCACCAGGUGAUCUGAAAAAAUCUCCAGUGACCACAGACUUGCCUCCAGAAGUUGAUCUGGGGACUCUUGCUGCACUGACACCUCAGAGUGAACGGCCACAGCCGAUGGGUAGCCAGCUAGAUGUGUCUGAGCCAGGGACCCUGUCCUCAGUCCUUAAAUCUGAACCAAAGCCUCCCGUGGCAGUGGCUACAGCUUCCUCCCCAUUUACCAAAGUUGAGCGCACAUUUGUUCAUAUAGCUGAAAAGACCCACUUAAAUGUCAUGUCUUCCAGUGGCCAGCUGAUGAGGCAUGAGGAAUACUGCCCUCCGGGCCAGUUUGAAGAGGUCAUUAUUGAAGAGGAGCUGGAAGACAACCUGGUGUUGGUGGAGAAUGGAAGCAUCCAUUCAGGGCUGGAAGGGGCAGAGACAGAGAGCUGUGCACUUUCUGCUAAUCCCAUUGAAACCACCUCAGAAACGGUGGGGGAGCAGCUGUCUGUUCCCAAUGUAGCAAAGCCUCCUGAGGACAAGGCAGAGUCCUCUGACAAUGUGGCACUCUCACUGGAUUUGGAAGAGUCUGCCAAGGUGGUCACAAGGGAGCCUGACCUUGAGAAGCCAGCGUCAGUAGCAGAACACCUGAAGCCAGCGGAGACCCUCCUUGAUGCUCCGCAGCAGGGCCCCAGGAGACCUCUGGGCUCCAGGUAUAGAAGUCGGAUCCCCAUUUUAUUCUCUGAGGAGGACACUGGCUCCGAUCUUUCAACUUCACUCUCAGCCAAAGAGAGGCUUUAUAAGAGGGCAAAGCAACCUGACCUGGCUCGUUUAGUGAUGGAGAAGAGGCAAAACUGCCUCCUUAGGCUGGCCUCGGGGGCCUCCUCCUCAGCGUCCUCCAGUGACGAGAGGCGGCGGGCCUCAGAAACCCUGUCAGCCACUGGUUCUGAGGAGGACACCCACGACUCUGAUGACUCCAUCCCAAGAAAGGCAGGGAAGAAUGCUGCCCUCCUGCGGAGAGAUGAGAAACUCAUAAGCACAAAGAGCAGAAUUCCUCGGCCCAUCACGCCAGUGAAAACAACGCUAGAAACAAUGAAGUCUGAGAGCUCCACAGCCGCUGUGAUGGCAGUGCUAUCUAGCUCCCCACAGGAUGCAGCUGUAGCCUACAGGCUCCAGGCACAGAGACCAGCUGGAAAUGUCCCAAACGACUGCCGAACGACGCAGAUACAAAGUCGGCUUCCUCCUUCACCAAGUUCCACUUCUCUUCCUCCACGGAGCAGCUCGCAGAGGCCCAGCUGUGCAUCCCCUCGAAGCCCUGUCCUUCCUUCCAAAACCCCCAGUGCUUCCCCCAGAAGCCAGUUGCUGCCUCGGAGGGAAAGUCCUUCUCCCUGCCGGCAGCAUAAGCCAGGGACUGCUCUCCAGCGAGUUCCACCUUCCCCCCGACCUCAGCCUCAGGCUCAGGCCCCGGGGCCGACAGGAGACUCCCUGCCCUCUCCUGGUAUGGCCAAAAAACGGCAAAGAGGAAAAACCCAGACUCAGAGUCCAGCAACCAAAGGAAAGCAGGUCUCCCUGGAAAGUAAGGCAGCUGCCAGAUAAUGAUCUUCUUCUGCCAACCCAACAGACUGGGUAACUUCUGCAUAUAGUAUACACUUGAGAUGCUGCAGCACAGCCUUUCAUGCCGGAACCAUGAGUGUAUAGCAGUAGCUGUACUUCAAUGCUUCACUCACUCUCACCCCACACCGUUGUGAUCAGCUCCCACAGGCCUGAGAGCCUCUGAGCCAUGGAGCCUUCUUCGAGGGAAACAUCCAGUCCGCAGCUCACGCUUGCUAAUGCACAGCACCAAGCAGCGACCCUGGCAGCCUGCCUAGUGCCUGACCCCCCCACUCCCCAGGCAUUCCCCUCUCUCUGUUGGCAAUAGCAGUCGCCAAUACUGACCCUGGCUUUGGAAAGAGGAGCAGAGGUGAUGAGAGCCUGCUGGGGAGGAAGGCUCCUGUCCUGCAGGCAGCCCCUGCUCUCUCUUUGCUGGGAAAACACCAGCCCUGGCUACCAGUGGCCAAGAGUUGGCUCCCCUCCUGCCACUUGUGUUAGUGAGGGCUUGUCACUAGCCCAGUCCAGGGUGAUGGGUGUGUUGUUGUGUGCUGAGAGAGGGGCAGGAGAGGGCUGGAGGGGCUUUGCUCUCCUUUUUCCACACGGGCAUCUGCAGGCAGGAGUGGGGCACAGGCAGCUCUUGUAGAUGCUCCUGCCUGCUCCAGGGUGUCCUGCAGAGGAGGCAGUCUGUUUCAGCAGCUGCCUGUGGGGCAGGUAUUGAGGUGGAAGUAGGGAUGUAUAGGCAGCUUGCUGGGAAAUCUAGAGCACUAGCAAACUGAUAUGGAAGGGAGCACUCUGCAGCCGCUUCUGUCUCAGAUACCGAUCUGUGACCUGUGGAGACCACAUCUUCCAACACGGGUGGUUCCUCUCAGCCUGAGCAUGGUUGGUGCCACGGUUCUGUAGCCCACCAAACACAGCUCCAUCCUGAAGAUGUGAAUAGUCACUGGAUGCCUUCAGCUCGGGUGCCCCCUGCACCUAGAUUCCUCAUGCUUUAUUGUCACACUCUUGGUGUUUGUGAAUUGUGGCACUGUCAUUGAAGGUUCCCCUACACAGCAGUGUGGGAAAUAAUUAUCCUGUAGUAUAGUCAAAAGCUGCUGCUUUGCAAGGAGAGUUUUGCUGGUACACCAUGGGUAUCCUGUAUGUUUCUCAUGGGGAGAUGGGGUUUAUGUCUUUCUCAGUGCUCAGCUCUUCCAUACAUUGCGUGACAACCAACAAUGUGAACACAAAAGCAAGGGCUGUGCUCUUAAAUAAUAUUACCAGAAUGUAAGCUUAGCUCUCACUUAGAACUGCACACCAACUUUUUAGCUCCCCGACUAAUUAGGAUGGUUUGAAAAUUCAAGCCAGGAGGAUUGAUAACUGUCCGAGCCUGAUAAGAUCUUGAAAUGGUCACAAAUUCUUGCCUGCAUUGCACAGGGGGAAACAGUCUAGACCCAAAUCCUUGGGGCUUCAUGCCAUUCUCACACCUAAAAGAAGUUUUGCAUAAGGCAGGACAAAACCGUGGCUGCUCUACCUGCCCAUUCCUGCAGCUGCAACUAGCAGCUUCAGAAAAGAUUUGCAGACAAAAAAGCUUGAUGGAAGAAUCUGUAUGGUAAUAACCGUGAUUCAUUGGAAUGUAUUUACAGUCACAUUCAUGGUCAUCCAGUCCACAGAAUCCCGAGGUUCUUUUCCAGAAUGGUUCUGCAGGAACGUGCAUGAGAGCUGUGACGGAGUGGCUGGGAGAACAGGACGCUCCUGGGACAUCUGAACAGGGAAAUAUCUAGAAACAAGUGAUGGGAAUUACCUCUUUACACAACAGUUUCAGUGUUGACAAUGCUAGGAAUUCAUUUAAUAUAGCUCAAAAUGUUUGGUGUUUUCCUUAAAAGUCGUUCACCCUUGUAGAGUAAGAAGCAGAGCUUCUAGUCUGAGAGCACAUCCCAGCUCUCAUCUUUGCAAAGGGGCACUGGGAAUUCCACUCUCAGGCUGUGGUUUGAGGGACUGAGGUGACUUUGCCACUGAUGGCAGUGGUCCCUCCAAGUUGUGGCCGCCUUGUUGCACUGUGCCCCCCUUUACCCUAGGGCAGCUGUCUGGUGAGGUGGCUGAAGAUGGGGAUCCAGUGUGACAACAAGUGCUCUGGUUUGCUGGGUUAGUUUCCAUCUGUUCAUCCGUCAGGUUCAGCAUUUGGUCACACAAAUGCUUCUGCCAAAAGUGGAGGAAGGAGCAGACAGUGAGUUCAACCACUUCUUCUGGGGGCACGAUGAUUUCAUGUGAGUUUGGAGUGCCGGUCCAGCUGCAGCCUAAAUAUGCCCUGAGAGUUUUGACACUAGAAAACAGAAUAAACCCAAACAUGCAGAUUCUUUCUGAAAAUAUAAACGAUAAUGGCGCUCCUAUUAGUUUGUCAGCAGACUGUUCAUUUUAGAGUGCUUAGAUAAUAAGAUUUUGACAGCGAAGCCAUUAACAGAUGCUCCAUCCAGGUCUUACACGCGCAUACCAAAAAGGCAUCGAAGGAGAUGGAAACCAGUGCUACAGAGAUAUUUACAGGAUUAGCAAAACUGCCUCGUCAUGGGUGGCCAGUGAAGCACAAUUAUUGUAUUUGUUCAAGAGAAAGUUUAGAUUAGAAUUGUCCAUGGCCCAGCUGUACCAUGUCAAGAAGGAAGCAGAAAGAAGAAUGCCGGUGAAUGAUUUCCAGUAUGGAAGACAGCAGCCUGUCCCCAUGUUGUUUGAUAGGGCUGGGCUGAUGCUGCAGCUGGAUCUGCAGUACUACGUGCGUCAUCUCUCCUGAGUCAUCAGGUCCAGCGGCAUUGAGAGAUGUCUGACUGCAGCAGGGCCGAGAGCCGGAGCAGGAGCUGCUGGCUGCUGCCACUGACGGGUUCCCAAAGUUGUUCAUGCAGGGCCUGGCUGUCCCCGUGUGUCCCACAGGUUUGGAGCUCCACACCUGUUCCCCUUCCCAGUGGCAAGUGAUGCUGUGAUGUUACAGGUGAAGUGUUUCACAUUGCCUCUUACAGUCCUUCACUGAGAUUAUUUUUUACAGGAGCUUCAGUGCUGGGCUCUUUCAGUCAAGUGAUUAAAAUAAUUUGCUCAUUUGCUAAAUUUGGCAGUGCAAAGAGUCAGUCUUCACGCAAGCACUGCUCAGCAACCACUAAAUGUCAGUGUGUUACCAACAUUAUUCUCACCCAAAUCCAAAACACAACACCACUACAAAGUUCCCUUCCUCUCGUCCUCUUCUCUGCCCCACGGGCCAGGAGGGCACCUGCCACAGUUGGGUCAAACAGAGCAGAUCAUGUUUGGGGGGUCUGUUUUGUUACAGCAGAUGGCUGAUACAGGACGAUGUGCAAAGGGGUGGGUCUGAAGGACAGUUCUCAGUGCCAAGCCAGUGUGACAGUGAGUUGUAUGAGCAAAAAGAGUGCUGGGGACAGCCAAGAGAGUGCCAUGGGAGGAUACGGACACGUGGCUGGAGACACAGAGCUGGCUUUGGUUGGCAGCACAGACCCUGGCUUGUCUUGGUGCACAAGGUGUUUCGGUCAUAGACAUUUCUGGGUCGUGCUUGGGAUUUGUGAGGCAGGACACCUAGCUUGUCCUUUCUAAGUAGAGAGUAUUACUAUAUAUAUAUAUAUAUAUUAAAAAUUAUAAGAAUAUAAUAUAAGUAGUGCCCGUUAUAUAUUGUGGCUAAAGGUUGAUAAGGAUCCUGUGGCCUUCAGAGAGGCGCUGUGAUGCUGUGUGCCCCCGCUGUGGCUGCGGGUGGAGGAGCAGGGUACCACCACUGAAGCACAUGGGAGCUGUGAGGCUCUGGUCACCGGGGGCCAACACACAGUGGUCACAACCAUGUUUGUGUGGCAUGGAUCUGGGUCUGGGGCCUGGGUGGUGGCCCUUCACUAACACAAGUGUGGUUUUGUUGGGGCAAGAAUGUCCUUGGUGUUCCUCGUUUCCAACAUAGAGCUAUUUUCUCGGUGUAGAUCUCUGUAAGAAGAUGGCUCCACAUCUGCUUACAGCCUGAGCAGCUCCAGCAGUAGUUCGAUGGCCCCUUAGCACACUUCUUUCUUCCCUGUACAGAUUACUGCCCCAUGGCAUGAUCCCACCACUAUCCCACGUUCACAGACACGGAUGUCCACCUGAGGCGUUGCUCCACACAUCCACAAACUGCAGUCAAAUGAAUCUUGUGAACACAAUAAAAGUCCCUUUGUGGAUCUGAUGAGUUUGGUUUUCAACGAGCUUCUUCUGGCUUAACUGCAACAUGCCCUUGCUCCAUCUUCUGCAUUCACAAAGCACGCGGAGACCACCUGGGCACCUGCAACCACCUGUGAUAGCGUCUGUUUCCCAACAGCUGCACGCAAGGGGAGAGCUUGGGUUCCUGCUCAGGUCCUUUCCUCCUUUUCUGUGUGCUGUGCCACCAACAGCAGGGUGGGUGCCCAUGGGCACUCUGCUUGCUGGCUCCAGGGUCCUCUGCAGAACCCCAAAUGGCUUUUUGCUCUCCCUCAGCCUCUUGCUGACCACUGAAGGGCUGGGUCCGUGCUGGUAGGAAAGCAGAGCCAGCUGACAUUCAGAUAAGUUGGCAGCGUCUCCGUGAGCUUUGGGCAUUGCAUCUUUGUGAGACCAGAGAAUAGCCCUGGCUGUAGGCUGCGGUGAGCUGUGGUCCCAGGCACAGCCAGGACACCAGGGAAUGGCGGCGAUUUGCACACUGCAGCUCUACCAUCCCCUCAUUUGCAACUUCUCUCCUCUAGCAAACCUGGUCUGCAGUCACUCUUUGUCCCCUGCAGGUCAGUCCCUCCCUGGCUGGGGCUUUGUAGCCCUCCUGGAUGUCUGCAAAGCUUGAGGAACACCCGGCUCCCCACCUGCACCACGCAGGCUGCUGCUCUGGGAUAUGAGGAGCAUUACCCCUUCUAUUUCUGGAGCUGCAAAUGUCUGCAAAGCAGGUUUAAGGCAUGCAGUGUUGCCCCCUGUGCUAAAAGGAGGAAGGGAGCUACCACAGCAGAUCAACAAGUGCGUUCCUGACAAGGACCGAGGUGCGAGCACAUCCUCCCUGAACCAGAGCAGGCUGCAGGGCUGAGAUCCUGGCUUGCCUCACCUCUGCCCCAGCUGCAAGGAGGAAGCAGGGCUGGUGGCACUCGGGGACACGGCUGCCAAGGCAGAGGCUCCAAGACCGGCAUCUGCAGGUGAUGUGAAGAGCUCUGCAGGACACAGGGUUAGGUGUCUGUGUACAGGUGUCCACAUUUAAAACCAGCCCACGCGUGAGAACCAGUGUCAGGGACACUGCUGUCCUGUGCGACCUGGGCUGCUGCUUCUCCGGACAGGAAUUGGAGCUGAAAACGCAGAUAAUUUUGUAAAUCUCCUUUUAACACAUUAGCAUGGGACUCUCCACUCAGACAUCACAGCUGGUGCACCGACGCUGUUUUCCUUUGCCUCCGACACAGUUCGACAAAGUCUUUUGGCCUGGAGACAGGACUCUUGCUCCUUGGUCUGGGAAUGUGACUGGGCCCCAAGGCUGAAUCUCUCUACAUAUCUCCUUUGCAUUCUUUAGGAAAGCAGCUCGAGAAUGUUUACACACUGCAGACAGAAUGUACAACUCUGACCAGGAACCACAAUCCGGUUCAGCUGCAUGGCAAAUUUCUUGGCCAUCGAAUCUGGCAUGCAUCACAGAGGCCCCGUCUGUGUACAGCUCCACCUGGCAUUGCUCAUCCCUUCAGAUCACGUCUUAAAAAGAAUAUACGAUGAUGCCAUUUCUUGUUCAUACCAGACACAGCUGUCAUUAGAUUUGUUAUUAACGGGGAUUCUUGAUCAUGCCAUUAAAAGCCUGUCUACCUUUUCA